AUGAAGCGAGCAUCAAGUUGUCUCGAUGAGCUGGACCCCACUACGGAGCCUAUGGACAAGAAAAAGCGCGUGGAAAACCCCUUCGACCAUGCUGCAAUUGAGACCUUCAUUCGGAAUGGGUUUGUGCUGCUACCCGAGGCUUUCUCACCAUCCACUGCACAAAAGUGUCGCGAGCUGAUUUGGCACCGACUGGCUCAGGAUGGUAUCACGAAAGACCCGACUACGUGGGUAGAGCGACACGGCAUUGCAGAUGUCUAUAGUGCUCCACAGGACGGUCAAGUGUGGCACGAGGUGGUGACGCCACGUCUAAAGCGAGCAAUGGACCAGCUCUGUGGUUGCAAUCGAUGGAGAAAAGACUUUGGUCUUGGGUGGUGGAUGAUCACGUUUCCGGGCCAGGCAGAGCCGCCGUGGGACGCUGCCGGCAAGUGGCACGUGGAUGGCGCGUCGUACCAACACCAUGUGGAUAGUCGAGAGUCCGGGCUGCUGGCAAUCUUCCUCUUCUCCGAUAUUGGGCCGGGGGAAGGAGGGACGGCGUUGUCGGUGGGGUCGCAUAAACGAGUUGCCAGGUUGCUGGCGAAGAACGAGCCGCGGGGGAUGAAAGGUGGUGCAGUGAGCUACCAAGCCAGACAGUUUCGACGACGAGAGGUUGUGGAGGUAAACGGCAAGGCGGGUGACGUGAUGUUAGUGCACCCGUUCUUGCUGCAUGCUCGUAGCAAGAAUUUGGGGCAAAAGGGAGUGAAGUCGGUGCGUAUCAUGUGUAACCCGAAUGUGCAACUUCACCGCAAGAUGAACUUGAGCCGCGCUGACGGUUGCUAUAGCCCCGUAGAGCAGGCAAUUGUUGAUGCCUUGCAGGAACAAGAGACGGGUGUUGAGGAAUAG
This is a messenger RNA of Peronospora matthiolae, 879 nucleotides long. The record is from the annotation of a GenBank genome assembly. Lineage: Eukaryota; Oomycota; Peronosporomycetes; Peronosporales; Peronosporaceae.